Molecule: messenger RNA, 957 nt
Organism: Exophiala bonariae
Lineage: Eukaryota; Fungi; Ascomycota; Eurotiomycetes; Chaetothyriales; Herpotrichiellaceae
Exons: 2
Coding region: 1-957 (318 amino acids)
Source: RefSeq, a predicted model, not a curated record
AUGAUUCAAAAUCAGGAUUUUCCUCCUGGAAGCGCAACGGUUUCCGUCUUCGCAUUGCCCACUGGCCAUUUAUAUCUCCCGGACCGUUGGCUUUUUGAAGAUGGCAGCAGUGAUAUGCUACGAGACCGACAGUACUCUCCUGACUUCAGCUUUCUCAUCAAGCACCCAAAAGGCAAGCUGUUAUUUGACUUAGGGCUCCGGAAGGACUUGGAUAAAAAUCCUCAAGUAAUUCAGAGCGACUACAAGUUUAUUGCUCCCGAGGUCGAGCAAGACGCCCAAGAGCUCCUUGACGGAGGACCCGAGCAGUCUGACUCGAUCACAGCUGUAAUCUUGAGUCAUCUACACUUUGACCACACAGGUGACUGUACCAAAUUCCCCAAUGCAGAGCUCGUCGUUGGUCCUGGGAGUCGCGCCGCUGUUACUCCAGGGUGGCCCGAAGCAGCUGACUCGCCGUUCGAUGGCUCUGUCCUUAGCCAUCCGCACUUUCGAGAGCUGGACUAUGAAAAAGAUGACUGGGAACCACUAGGCCCAUUUUCGCGAGCAAUUGACUAUUUUGGUGAUGGGAGUUUCUAUUUGAUUGAUGCCCCUGGACAUAUGGACGGACAUCUUGGGGCUCUUGCUCGAACUGAUAGUGAUGAGUGGAUAUUCAUGGGUGGUGAUUGCUGUCAUCACCGAUCUCUACUUGCCGGGACCAGGCCAAUGAGCGUCACAGUAGGCCCAGGCAUUGCUCCCAGCUUUCAUCGCUACCCGGACAUGGCCAGAAAUACUAUUCGGAGAGUUCGCGAGAUUGAAAAGCAAGGUUCCGUUCUGGUUGCUCUGGCCCACGAUGCAAGACUGGAUGGCCUCAUGCCACUGUACCCGCAUCCUCUCAAUAACUGGAAAGGAAGUCAGUGGAAGCAGACCCUCGACCAGAGCCUGGAAAAGGACUAUCCAAUGGAAUAUAUCGUGGGGAAGUAG